CAUGUACGUAAAGGAAGUCAGGAGAAAAGUCUUAAACAUAUCAUCAGGGAUAGAUGAACCGGGAGCAAUUAAAUGGGAUUUAGCCUUAUGUUUGUUGUUGGCUUGGAUUGUUGUUUACCUUUGCAUUUGCAAAGGUAUCAAAUCUUCAGGAAAAGUUAUGUAUAUCACAGCACCGGCACCUUAUCUGUUUAUGUUCAUCUUAUUAAUAAGAGGUGCUACAUUACCCGGAUCGCUUGAAGGCGUAAAGUUUUACAUAGUACCAGACUGGUCAAAACUGAAAGAAAUUCAGGUUUGGGUUGAUGCCGGAACGCAAAUAUUCUUCUCCUAUUCGAUAUCCCUUGGAACCUUGACUGCUUUGGGCUCUUACAACGACUUCCAUCACAAUGUCCUGAAAGAUAGUUGUCUUUUUGCGCUUACGAAUUCUGGAACAUCUUUCUUAGGAGGCUUCGUUAUAUUUUCAGUGCUGGGUUUCAUGUCACAUACCCAUGGGAUACCGAUUGAACACGUUGCCGAAAGCGGACCUGGACUAGCCUUUAUCGCAUAUCCGAAAGCAAUUGGAGAAAUGCCAGGAUCCGUCGUUUGGAGUAUCUUUUUCUUUAUUAUGCUUAUCCUACUGGGACUUGACAGCCAAUUCGUCGGGGUCGAGGGGUUCGUAACAGCUGUAGUUGAUCAAUAUCCUGAGAAAUUAAGAGUCGGGAAAAGAAAAGAGAUAUUUAUUGCAGUUAUAUGCAUAAUAUCAUUUUUCAUUGGUUUAUCUAUGGUAACUCGGGGCGGCAUGUACGUAUUCCAGCUGUUCGAUUAUUAUUCUGGAGGUAGAAUAGUCGUUCUAGUGGCUGUUUUCGAAUGCGUAGCCAUCGCCCAUGUCUACGGUGUUAAUAGAUAUUGGAUGAAUCUUGAAUAUAUGAUGGGUAGGAGAAUUCAACCCUUAUUGAAAUGGUUUUGGUUUAGCGUGACUCCGAUAUUAGAUCUUACUAUUUUCAUCCUUGCUUGCGUUACUUACUCCGAGUUGACGUAUAAUAAAACCUAUACAUAUCCAAAAUGGGCAAUUGCAAUUGGUUGGUCUCUGGCAGCUCUAUCAGUCAUAAUGAUUCCUAUUGUUGCUAUUGUAAAGAUUAUUUCAAGCGAAGGAAGUUUAAUGAAGCGAGUCGCUGAAUUGACAAAGCCGAUAUUAAAAGAUCACCAAAAAAAAUUAUUAGAUUUUCCUGAUAAUCAACAAGGCUAUAAAGAAAAUACUGUCUAA
Messenger RNA from Dimorphilus gyrociliatus, 1240 nucleotides. The record is from the annotation of a GenBank genome assembly. Lineage: Eukaryota; Metazoa; Annelida; Polychaeta; Dinophilidae.